UAAAACGUCAGCCGACCUGUACUACUUUCCCCUCGGAAAAGCAUCGUCCUCCAUCCGCAACACCAGCAAGAGAAAAGCGCGCCAAAGCUUCUUAUCUGCUUUCCAACCACCGCACGAUGCCGGAGUUACCUGAGGUGGAGGCGGCGAGGAGGGCUAUUGAAGAGCAUUGUGUCGGGAAAGUCAUCAAGAAGGCCUUGAUAGCUGACGAUUCGAAGGUCAUCGACGGCAUAUCGCCCUCUGACUUCGAGGCUUCGCUCUUAGGCAAAACCAUCCUCUCCGCCCAUCGCAAGGGCAAACACAUGUGGCUCCGCCUCGAUUCUCCCCCUUUCCCUACAUUUCACUUCGGGAUGGCGGGUGCCAUAUACAUCAAGGGCGUAGCUGUCACGAACUAUAAAAGGUCUGUGGUUAAUGAAGAUGAUGAGUGGCCUUCCAAGUACUCAAAGUUCUUUGUUGAGCUUGACGAUGGUGUAGACCUAUCCUUCACAGACAAAAGGCGGUUUGCAAAAGUCUGCCUGCUGAAAGAUCCAGCUUCAGUGCCCCCAAUAUCUAAGCUUGGCCCAGAUGCUCUUUUAGAGCCUAUGGCACUGGAUGACUUUAUUGAAUCCUUGGGCAAGAAGAAACUGGCUAUUAAGACUCUAUUGCUUGAUCAGAGCUAUAUUUCGGGUAUUGGCAAUUGGAUUGCAGAUGAAGUGCUAUAUCAAGCGAGAAUUCAUCCAAAUCAAAGUGCUGCUACCCUAUCCAAAGAAAGUUGUGCAGCUUUGCACAAGAGCAUACAAGAGGUAAUUGAAAAAGCGCUUGAAGUUGGAGCAGAUAGUAGUCGGUUUCCUAAUAAUUGGAUUUUCCAUUCACGCGAAAAGAAGCCUGGCAAGGCUUUUGUUGAUGGUAAGGAAAUCCAUUUCAUCACUACAGGCGGCAGGACAUCGGCCUUCGUACCUGAGUUGCAAAAGCUUACUGGAGCUGAACCGAAAAAUCAAAAUUCAAAGAGAAAAAUCAACGAAGGCAAAAAAAUGAAUGAUGAGGGUGUUGGUGAACUAGUGAGCAAGACAAAGAAAACUGCAGAUACAACAGAUACAAAGACAAAGUCAAAGCCUAAGGGUCCCUCUAAGAAGCCUUCAACCAAAAGAAAAUCCAAAAUCAAUGAGGACGAUGGCUCUGAUGAAGAAGCUGAAAACGAUGAUGCCAGUGAUGAUGAAGACAACAUUCAUGACAUUGGAAAGAUGAAAGCGGGAAAGAGGACGAACGUUGGGCGAAUGCACGAUGCUUCUGAAUCGGAGAAGCCUUCGAAGCAAACAGUUCCUAGCAGUCGAAGUGGUAAGCAGAGGAAGAAAGCAAAGUAAGUUCAUGUCCUUAUUACCAUAUGUAGUGUUUUUUUUGUUGAUAAUUAUGAGAACAUAUGCCUGCAGUUGGAACUUGCCUUCUUGUCAUGACUGUUAAUCCUAGCCGUAGAUGUGGGCAUGGCUUUUGUAUCAUCUGUUCUGUUCCCAUCAUUUUGAAGAAUGUUGAUAAGAUUAGGAAAAGGCAAAUUUAUCAUUCUACUUGGUUCA
This is a messenger RNA of Cucurbita pepo subsp. pepo (vegetable marrow), 1544 nucleotides long. RefSeq names its product MUTM homolog-1 (gene MMH-1). Gene Ontology annotation, molecular function: damaged DNA binding; oxidized purine nucleobase lesion DNA N-glycosylase activity; zinc ion binding. The record is from RefSeq and is a predicted model, not a curated record. NCBI's taxonomy places the organism in Eukaryota, Viridiplantae, Streptophyta, Magnoliopsida, Cucurbitales, Cucurbitaceae. Gene Ontology annotation, biological process: base-excision repair. Gene Ontology annotation, cellular component: nucleus.